This is a messenger RNA of Exophiala xenobiotica, 1392 nucleotides long. RefSeq lists its product as uncharacterized. The record is from RefSeq and is a predicted model, not a curated record. The transcript has 5 exons. Gene Ontology annotation, molecular function: DNA-binding transcription factor activity; transcription cis-regulatory region binding. Bases 1 to 1392 code for a protein of 463 amino acids. Lineage: Eukaryota; Fungi; Ascomycota; Eurotiomycetes; Chaetothyriales; Herpotrichiellaceae. Gene Ontology annotation, cellular component: nucleus. Gene Ontology annotation, biological process: positive regulation of transcription by RNA polymerase II.
AUGCGGUUACUGAAAGCCACUUGGAGAGAGAGCGUGACCGAGCUCCGUCAGUGGGCUCCAACGGCAAGCUCUAGACUGCCCUCAUCAUGUCCGACAUUCAUUCACGGCCUUGGCGAUAUCGUCUCGCCCACGGAACAGCGUACGCAAUACGGCGCCAUCUAUGAUGAUCAUUCGCCACAACGCAGCAGCACAGGACUGUCACCUCAAGUGACAUUCAGCUUGGAAUAUGCGAUCAAAUCCAAUGACAUCGAAGGUCACGAAACCGUGCGGGUAAAGGAAGAGGAUAUGCCUGUGUUCUCAUAUUUCAUUGACCAAUGCGGACCAUGGCUAGACAUAGUGUCUCCUGAUCGACGCAUCGCGCAGAGCGUUUCCAGACUCGCCCUGAAGUGCUCCGUAUUGUACUAUGCCUGCCUCGCGUACGCUGCGCGAAUCCUUCACCUUCAUGGACGUAUGGACCUUGACCGUAGCGAGAGCUACCAAUCUCAAGCGAUCCGACACCUGAUACCCUCAUUGGACCCGUCAAAGUCAUCUACCGCAGAAAUCCUGCUACCGACAACAGUGAUCCUCCGUAUGGCAGAACAGUUCUUGGAGCUUGCUGAUGACCCUCAAUGUCAUAUGCAGGGUGCUUACUCCGUUUUCUCAGCAGCCAACUCCUCAUAUUCCCCAUCAAGGAUAGACGUCCAAGGAGUAUCAUUCUGGAUCGGUGUCCGGGAAUGUCUCCGCAUUUGUUUCCUCUAUGAGCGUGAAUGUCAAUUUGAUAUUGAGAUAGUGGACACCAGCGACCUCCUCGGGCAGGCCAGCGACGAAGUUUGGACGAACAGAAUGACUUAUCACCUUGCACGGCUUUGUAACAUCUGCUGGGGAGCCGCAAACAAGCCCAGAUUCGAACAUGAACUUGAGACGAUAGCAGCAGACAUCGAUCGCUGGCGUCAACACCUCCCCGACGGUUUCAAACCAUGGUACUAUCAGGAUAAUGUUUCCGACAUCUUCCCAAUCAUCAAAUACUAUUCCACAUGGCAUGCCAUUGGAUGGCAGCAGUAUUACGCUGCCAGGACCAUGAUUGGCGUUUACCGCACCAAGCAAAGUUUGGGGGAUAACUCAGGAACUAUCCAGGAGUUUGUGAAUAGCAAAACUCUUCUGGUCGCGAGACUGUGUUGUGCGGUGGUAUUCUCUUGUGACGAAAUUGGCACAGGCAUCAAUGGCUCACACCUAGCGUGCUGGACUGGUCGAUUAUUCACCGGCCGUCGUGAGCAGCAGAUCAUUUCGGAGUGGCUUAGCGAGUUUAUGCGGAGAACCAAAUGGCCAAACCAAACUUGCUUGGAACGUCUUGCGCACGACUGGGGGAUAUCGACCAAGAAAACAAUAGGUCCUCAGUCGCCGCCGUACGUUUAA